CAGUUGAAGUCAAUCUAACUUUUAAAGAUAUAUAUGCGUCGCUCUAAAGCAGUAUUAGGAAUGGUUUCAGCCAAGUAUUGAACAGUAACUACUUAAAUAAUGCUUGGACCAAGUUGUGAUCCAACUUUUAUCGAAAACGUUCAGUUUUCAUCUUGAAGUGUUUUGGUAUCAACCGUUUCAAAAUGGCCUCGAGGUCACCUAGUGGAAAAAGGAAGAACCCUUACCCUUAUUGGCAAUGGAAGAACUUUGCAAAGCGCAAGAAAACCAAAGAAGAUCAAACGAAGAAAAGCGAAGAAUCAAUAAAGCAUGCUUAUAAUGCCAAUGGCGAKAGCAGUCAAAGCAGUCCGCCUGUAUGGAAAGAUCGACCUACUAGUGAUGGCGUUGACAGCGUGGAGCUCUCCUAUCAACAAGAGUAUGUCUUGAAUCUGAUAAGAGACGGAAAAAAUGUGUUUUACACUGGGAAUGCCGGAACUGGAAAAACUACUCUUUUAAAAGAAAUCAGAAAAUGCGCUCCUGACGGUACCUAUGUUACAGCUCUGACAGGGGUUGCMGCUGUACAGGCUGGAGGCUCAACACUGCAUUCUUUUGCUGGUAUAGGACUGGGGAAUGGCACCAAGGAAUCCCUGUGUAAUAUUGUCAGGAGAGGAUCCAAAGUUCAAAAUUGGAGAAAAGCUAAAGUAUUGAUUAUUGAUGAAUUGUCUAUGUUGGAUGGUAGACUGUUUGAUAAAUUAGAAUACAUUGCUUGUAAUAUCAGAAAUUGUGAUUUGCCAUUUGGAGGGUUACAGUUAGUAGUUUGUGGGGAUUUCUUUCAGCUUCCUCCAAUCCAAAAAGUUGGAGAAACCUGUGUAAACUACUGUUUUCAAAGUAAAUCUUGGGACAAGUGUAUAGAACAUAAUUUAGAGUUAACCCAAAUAUACAGACAAUCGGAUCCAAGGCUUGUCAAAUUACUGUAUGAAGUUCGAUACAAGUGCUUAUCUGAUGAAUCUUUGGAAUUGCUUAAAUUUCUCAAGAGACCCAUACCAAAUACUGACAUAGAACCAACAAAGUUAUACUCUCAUAAUGCUCGAGUGAAUGACAUCAACAAUGCCAAAUUGAAGAGUCUUCCUGAUCAAGAAGAGAUGACYUACAUGGCUGAAGAUCAUGGCCAAGCUCCUUAUGUAGAUAACAUGAGCAAAUAUGUUAUUGCUAUGGAUAAACUUGUAUUGAAGAUUGGAGCACAAGUCAUGUUGAUCAAAAACUUGACUGAGGAACUUAUCAAUGGAUCUAGAGGUGUAGUGGAAGGAUUUGACAAUGAUGGGUGGCCUUUAGUCAAAUUCGUUGAUGGACAACUUAAGACAAUCAAAGAAAUGGAAUGGAAUCUAGAAAACAGCAGUGGAAAGGUGCUUGCUGUUAGAACUCAGGUCCCUCUCAAGUUGGCUUGGGCUAUUACUAUUCAUAAGAGCCAGGGCAUGAGCAUAGACUUUCUUCAGGUUGAUUUGAAGAAUGUGUUCUCUCAAGGUCAGGCAUACGUAGCUCUGUCUAGGGCAAGAACUAUAGAAGGACUACAAGUACUGUCAUUUGAUGUCAAUAAGUUUACAACAAGUGACGCAGUCAUAAAGUUUUACGAAGAUAAAGUCAAACCAGCUCCAACUGGUGACUCCAACACGGCUACAGACGCAAGACCCUCGAAUUUUGUGACGCCUAAUUUUCUUCGCAGAGCUCCGUCUAGUACUCCGUCUAGUACUCCCUUUAAGAGGAGAAACGACAGUCCACAAAAAGACUUUCAAAAUACGCAUCAAGAUUCUCCUUAUCGGCAAAGCUCCUUGUUUGAAACUAAGUGUUCACCUCUGAUUCUCAAACAGGAACAUUCCCGUAGCUCUCAUGAAUGUAGCAGCGCAAGGGGAAGUGUUGGAUUCCAAAAAGCAUCUGAUAUCUACCAGGACGCUGAUCGAGCCAAACGGAAAAUCUCCAAUGAUGAUGUGUCAAACUCCAAGUAUGUUAAAGCGAAGACAAAGAAAUGUGAGGGUGCUACUUUCACAGAUGGUUGUAGCGAUAAUAUUGAUGCCGACCUUACAUUUGAUGAUGAUAUUUCUGACUCCGAGUGUCUAAGAGCAAGCCAAGAAGAGUCUACUUUGAUACUUUAUUCUGAAGAGAUUUCAGAUUCGGAGUGUUUGGAAYCAAGUCAAUUUGAUGAACAGAAACCAUCCAAGGGGAAGCAACAAAAAUCGAAAUCUAAAAGGAGGAAUAAAAGUAACGAGAAUUGCAUAGACAGCGUCCCAAUGACGAGCUCUGUCGACCAAACAUCGUCCAUGACUGAUGAAAAACCGUCAUUGGUAAUUAAAAGAAGACAACCCAGAACUUCAACAUCUACAAGGCCGGAAGUAUGUGAACUCCCAGAAACACCUCCCCAUAAGGUCCUGAAUUUGCCUGCAGCACAAACGAGCGAAGAUAAGUCAAAGACUACAACUGACAAGAAAUAUUCACGUUUGAGAGAAAAGAGCAAGAAAAAGUGUGGUCGUCUGUUUGAAAAACUCAAAUUUGAGGACACAACUGCUGCAAAUACAGGAAAUAAUAGCACAAGUCCAGAUUUAACAAGUCGCACGAGUCUUACAAAAACCGAAAGUCCAAUGAACAAGACCUUAUCUUCAAGUAAAAGUUACUCAAAGUUGAAAGAUAACACCCACGAGAAAAAGUCACCAAUAGCCAAAGCAAUUGAUAAACUAGUGUCUAGCCAAUCAACACUGCCGUCAGAUCUUGACCAAUCAAGAAAGAGAAGUAAAGUGAGAAGUUCACUGAUGUUUGAAUCUUUGAAGGAAAAUCCGGGCAUUCCUAGCGCCACAAAAGACGAUUUGGGUCAUUCAAAUGAUGUCACCCCUAUGUCAUCUUGUCCUGGAAUGGGCAUUAAAAGCAACGAUGAAAAGAACGUAAUGAAACACAAGGGUUCUAGUGAUGUGUCCACACAAACUGAGUUAAACUACCCAACUAUCUGCUUUGAUCCGCCAAGUGCCUCUUUGAUCAUUUGUGACGCACUGAAACAUUUGUUCGGCUUGAUGGCGAUAACAUCAACUGUUUUAUUCCAAAUUAUUGUUUCUACGUUUAUAGAACACAAAAUAGACUAAAUACAUAUAAAGGUUGGUUGUUCGAACUGCAAUUUUAUAGAAAUAUAUAGAGAGCACUCAUAUGCUCCGGGAACAUCGAGAAUUGUUAGAUCAAUCAACAUCAAUAAUGUUGGAUCAUCGAAAAAUUAUUGGAUGGCCAGGCGACUUGAAGCAUUGCACGUUUGAGAUCUUUUUAAGGAGCUCGAACGCUACAGGUGACAUACUUCAUACCGGUCAACUAAACCACGUCACACAGGCUCUGUAGGUAUGGUUGACAAACAGCAAAAUCAGUUCGCUCAACAACGUUAGAUGUUAGAUCCAUUAGCGAUGAUUGUACCACUUGGUCAUAUAUGAAGUCAUAGCGAGAUAUAUAGAGAAACGUUCACUACAGUAUCGUUCAUGUUCUUGUUAAACUUCACGUCGGUACCUGAUCGAAAGGUUUUACAAAGUAAUCGUUUUUAUAAAAAUAGAAAAAAAUAGAGGAAUUUAUUGUAGAGCAAAACUGGCUCCAUAUAUGAAAGCUAAAAAAAAUAAAGUUUAUCUGAUCA
Molecule: messenger RNA, 3625 nt
Organism: Exaiptasia diaphana
Lineage: Eukaryota; Metazoa; Cnidaria; Anthozoa; Actiniaria; Aiptasiidae
Exons: 12
Coding region: 183-3098 (971 amino acids)
Biological process (GO): telomere maintenance; DNA repair
Molecular function (GO): DNA helicase activity
Source: RefSeq, a predicted model, not a curated record